This is a messenger RNA of Sipha flava (yellow sugarcane aphid), 1262 nucleotides long. Its product is annotated as dnaJ homolog subfamily B member 14-like. The coding region runs from base 165 to 1151 and encodes 328 amino acids. The record is from RefSeq and is a predicted model, not a curated record. Lineage: Eukaryota; Metazoa; Arthropoda; Insecta; Hemiptera; Aphididae. The transcript is spliced from 3 exons.
UAACAAUGAUAACGUUAUAUUAAAAAAACGUUAUCCGACAAAAGAGUUAUUUCGUAAAAAUUAUUUAUACAUUCGAUCACGCAAAUAUUCAACUAUGAAUGUCGAAAAAUAAAUAGUGUCAUCAAUCAAGCGUUGAAGGACAACUGGGUCAUAUUCAACUGACCAUGAGUUUAUCAGCCUCUCGAUGUGUGCUUCAAACAAUAUUGUUAUCUGGAAAACCUGUGUACUCAGCAUCCAUGAAUGCUAUUACUUUUAUGACACUUCAGUGCCAUAAAGUUCAGUUGAAAUGUUCAUCAACAAAUUUUACUAUUGUGUCAAGAAAAAUACCAAUAGUUUUUAAUGUUAAACGUCAUGUGAAUGUUACAUCUGUAUUGAAAAUGUCCAAAAAUUAUUAUGACAUUUUGGGUGUUUCAAGGAAUGCCAGUCAAAAACAAAUUAAAGAUGCCUAUUUUAAAUUAGCAAUGAAAUACCAUCCAGAUAAAAAUCAAGGAGUCCUUACACAGAAAUUUAGGGAUAUCAAGGAAGCAUAUGAUGUAUUAAGCAAUGAUUCUAAUCGAAUGAAAUACAAUAAUUCAUCUAAUAAUUAUACUAAUACAAAGAAUACAUCUCAAAAUUGGUCAACAAAUUCUUCCAAUGAUCACUUUAAGUCUUACGAGGAGUAUAAAUGGACCAAUAGCAGAACUGAAUAUCAACGUGCACAAAGAAAUCAUGCUUAUGAUUAUAGUUACCUUAGACCAUUUAAUGUGUUUAUAAAUGUCAUAAAAGUGCCCAAAAAUGUCGUGAAAACACAAAUUGAUAUUAUAUUAUUGACUUUUAUUAAAAAUCAUACAUUAAAAAUGAUUUUGUAUCAACUAUUUCAAAUUAUUUGGAAUCAAAUAUUAAAAAGUAUUAACUUUAAUGUAUUGAUAUCAUCAACAUCACCAAACAGUUCUGUUGAUGAAUUUGUUAGAAGUGUUCUUGGAAACAAGACAAUUAGAAUUGAAUUAACAGAAAUGGAUGCAAUAAAAGGAAAAUCGGUUAGAGUACAUGUAAAUGAAAACGAAAAAGUGUUGAUAGUUAAUAUACCUAGAGGAGUUAAAAAAAAUCAAUCAUUUUAUUUAUUUUACCUUAUUGAUGACAAUGAUGAUAGACACAGUAAUACAUUUAAAUAAGAAAUGUUUGUUUUUGUUUCCUAUUUUAUUAAUUUUGCAAAAUAUAUAUAUUUUUAUUUUUACGGAGAAAAUGUCUUGAUCAAUAUUUUUCAGUGUUUAAAAAUCAUAGCA